AUGUCGGGCAUUUGCCGCACGCGGCUGCAAGAGGAACGGAAGCAAUGGCGCAAAGAUCAUCCUUUUGGAUUUUACGCUCGCCCAGAGAAAGAGGCAGACGGCUCGCUCAACUUGCUCGUAUGGGAAGUCGGUAUCCCCGGUAAACAAAAUACACCGUGGGAGAGCGAGUACCCUUCGAAACCCCCAAAAUGCACGGUGUGUCUUUCGAUCCUUGACGAAGAAAAGAGCUGGAAACCCGCGAUUACGAUCAAACAAAUUCUGCUUGGGAUACAAGAUUUGCUCAACGACCCCAAUCCGGGCGAUCCAGCACAAGCGGACGCAUUCCAUCUCUUCCGCCAGGACAAGGCGGCUUACGAACGCAAAGUGCGCCAAAUUGCACGCGAAAUGCAGGCGCAAGGGCAGCUUGCAUAA
Messenger RNA from Malassezia vespertilionis, 411 nucleotides. It is a transcript of the gene hus5, whose product is annotated as SUMO conjugating enzyme Hus5. Gene Ontology annotation, molecular function: SUMO conjugating enzyme activity. The record is from RefSeq and is a predicted model, not a curated record. Gene Ontology annotation, biological process: protein sumoylation. Gene Ontology annotation, cellular component: nucleus. The coding region runs from base 1 to 411 and encodes 136 amino acids. The transcript has 9 exons. Lineage: Eukaryota; Fungi; Basidiomycota; Malasseziomycetes; Malasseziales; Malasseziaceae.